AUGUCCUCCGACACUGAAGAAUUCUACUUGAUUCGUGAGUGGGAGCAGUUCUGGGUUGAUAUUCAGCCAUUUCUCCUGCAACGAGGUUACCGACUACGACCGAGAUAUAAUCCGAACUGGAAACCGUCAUGGUUGCAAGGUAAGGCCGGAAAGCACCCUGUUUUGUGUGAGGACGGUAUACUUGCAAGGGGAGAAACCGUGAUCGACGCAAUCAGACUGGAGAACGGUCAGAAGGUUGUUCUCAAGAAAGUAGAAACAGCGUCGCAAGAGAUUUCGUUCGCCACGGCAUUUUCCUCCAAAGAGUGGAAAAAGGAUCCAAGGAAUUGCUGUGUUCCAAUACUAGACGUCGUCAUGAUCCCAUGCGAUGACGACCAUGCUCUCAUUGUCAUGCCUCAACUUUUAGCUUUCCAUUUGCUUCCAUUCAGGUUUCUUGGAGAAUUCUGUGAAUUUGCAUUACAAGUACUGCAAGGACUUGAGUUUUUGCACGAGCGUACAAUAGCUCACAGGCGAGUCUUGGAUAUCUGCUGGGGUAACAUAAUGAUGGACCCUUCAAAGGUUAUUCCCAAGGGAAACCAUUUUAUACGUUGGGACUCUCAUACAGGGAAGCCAUUCAAAAAGUUUGAAUGGAAGACACGGUGGUCUGUAAAGCCUGUGCAAUAUUACAUCAUUGAUUUUGGGAUUUCUGUGAAAUGUCUAAACAAAGACGCUCGAGGAUUGGGGCAAUGGGGUCAAGACAAGACUGUACCAGAAAUGCUGAAGAAAGAAUGGUGUAAUCUUCUUAUGGUUGACAUUUACCAGUUGGGAAAUGUGUUCAAACAAUGCCUCUCGAAUUACCAAGGCCUCGAUGUCUUUGCUGAACUAGCUAACGCUAUGACGAAGGAAAAUCCAAAUGAACGGCCCACUGCAGUGGAGUCUGUCCGCAUGUGUAAGAAGAUCAUUGAUGACGCUACUGGAACGGGGACAAUGACCAGUCGCGUAUGGCAGCUGAAGAGGCUUAUUGGUGGAAGGUUAGGGUCUGGCCUAAUGCUUUCUACAAUUGAAAGGCUGAGAGUCAGAUGCGGAUGCCAGAAUCCUCUACUUUGA
Messenger RNA from Psilocybe cubensis, 1083 nucleotides. RefSeq lists its product as uncharacterized. Lineage: Eukaryota; Fungi; Basidiomycota; Agaricomycetes; Agaricales; Agrocybaceae. The record is from RefSeq and is a predicted model, not a curated record. Gene Ontology annotation, molecular function: ATP binding; protein kinase activity. The transcript is spliced from 5 exons. Gene Ontology annotation, biological process: protein phosphorylation. The coding region runs from base 1 to 1083 and encodes 360 amino acids.